Messenger RNA from Penicillium brevicompactum, 408 nucleotides. RefSeq lists its product as uncharacterized. Bases 1 to 408 code for a protein of 135 amino acids. The record is from RefSeq and is a predicted model, not a curated record. Lineage: Eukaryota; Fungi; Ascomycota; Eurotiomycetes; Eurotiales; Aspergillaceae. The transcript has a single exon.
AUGUUCACGGUGAAGGUGUUCAACAUACUCCGCCCUGAGGUCCGCCGGGUCCACCGGGGCCUCCAUGGCCUCCGUGGCCUUCAUGUCCUCCAGGUCCGCCCUGGUGACCACCUGGGCCACCGGGACCGCCAAAGCCUUGGGGACCACCCUGAUGACCUCCCGGGCCGCCUUGAGGACCUCCAAAGCCAGGACCGCCUUGGUGGCCACCGGGGCCUCCAAAUCCUCCAGGACCACCGGGACCACCGUUAUGUUGUUGAGGAGGGCCACCCUGGGGGCCUCCAAAGCCGGGGCCGCCAGGACCGCCUUGGUUGCCCUGGGGAGGAGGGCCCUGCUGGCCGUGGUGGCCGUGCUUCUCUUCGUGGUGGUGGUGGAAUAGACCCAUGGUUGAUGAGGUGUGAGGGGUGGUGA